CUUUUUCAUUCGCAGCUCAGCCUGGCAAACCAUACCAAGAGCAUCAAGAUGUCCCUUCAGACAGCAAAGGGAUCGUCAGCCCGUAAAUCGAAGCACAUGACUGUAAAGACAUCUUUGAGCAACCCGUAUACUCUGCAGUGGAGCCCUGUGGAUGGAGCAGACAUGCACUACAUAUUGGAGGCCUUAGGAGAUGUUAUGAAACAGAUUGGGUUAGAAAAGGUAGAGACUCGGAGAAGGAAGAAACCCUCUUCUGGAAAGAAGCAGGAGAAAGAACAAUGCCAUGGCCAGACCAGCAGACUUCAAGACGAGAAUUGCCCCGGAGAUGGUAAAGCACAUGGGUGGACAAACUUGCAAAUCAGGAACCAACUCGCUAUUGGGAUCAAUGAAGUAACCAGAGCGCUAGAAAAAAACGAGCUGCUUCUGGUGCUUGUGUGCAAGUCUGCCAAGCCUGCUAUGCUAACUUCCCACCUUAUUCUGCUCUGCGCAAGCCGGGCCACUCCAGCCGGCCAGGUUCCACGUCUCAGCGAAAGCCUUGCACCGGUCCUCGGGUUAACGUCUGUCCUAGCCCUGGGAUUUAAAAAGGACACCGACGCUUUCGCAGAGGUAGCCAAGACGAUUAUCCCGCGAAUACCACAUUUGGACGUGCCGUGGAUUCAGCACGGAACGGAACGUUUGCCGGCCACUGAAGAUGCUCACCUGGCGAACUUGCAGGCGGGUGAGUGCGCAGAGUCAGACCCGGAAGAGCACUCUCCCAACCACAAGCGGAAAAGAGCAGAUUGCAGCAGCCUUGCCUCUCCUGGUACAGCCCUGCAAGCACUCAAGGUUAAAAAAAUAGUGCCCAACCCAAACAAGCGAAGGAAGCUUCCCAAAACUAAAAAGCGCAUUUCAAAGUAAUCAAUUAUAUUGGCUUGUUCCCACAUUU
Lacerta agilis (Sand lizard) is the source of this 922-nucleotide messenger RNA. RefSeq names its product ribonuclease P/MRP subunit p38 (gene RPP38). Gene Ontology annotation, molecular function: ribonuclease P activity; ribonuclease P RNA binding. The transcript has a single exon. NCBI's taxonomy places the organism in Eukaryota, Metazoa, Chordata, Lepidosauria, Squamata, Lacertidae. The coding region runs from base 49 to 894 and encodes 281 amino acids. Gene Ontology annotation, cellular component: fibrillar center; ribonuclease MRP complex; nucleolar ribonuclease P complex. Gene Ontology annotation, biological process: tRNA 5'-leader removal. The record is from RefSeq and is a predicted model, not a curated record.